Messenger RNA from Colletotrichum destructivum, 575 nucleotides. Its product is annotated as Putative large ribosomal subunit protein eL36. Gene Ontology annotation, molecular function: structural constituent of ribosome. The record is from RefSeq and is a predicted model, not a curated record. NCBI's taxonomy places the organism in Eukaryota, Fungi, Ascomycota, Sordariomycetes, Glomerellales, Glomerellaceae. Gene Ontology annotation, biological process: cytoplasmic translation. Gene Ontology annotation, cellular component: cytosolic large ribosomal subunit; ribosome. The transcript is spliced from 3 exons. The coding region runs from base 73 to 393 and encodes 106 amino acids.
CCUCCUCCUCGACCAUCACGACAAUACUAACCCGACCACCCACCGUCCAUCAGCAACCCAACAUCGAUCAAGAUGGCCAAGGAAGCGCCCGCCCGCACCGGUCUCUCCGUCGGUCUUAACCACGGCCACAAGACCACCCCUCGCGUCGUCAAGCCCCGCGUCUCCCGCACCAAGGGUCACCUGAGCAAGCGCACCUCUUUCGUCCGUGACGUUGUCAAGGAAGUUGCUGGCCUCGCCCCCUACGAGCGCCGUGUCAUUGAGUUGCUCCGCAACUCCAAGGACAAGCGUGCCCGUAAGCUCGCCAAGAAGAGGCUCGGCACCUUUGGCCGCGCCAAGAGAAAGGUCGAGGAGAUGACCCGCGUCAUCGCCGAGUCCCGCCGUGUCGGUCACUAAAUUAAACAGUCGACAUAUGGGUGUACUGGCAAAUAUUGGGUUGGGCAUAUGGGUUCAAAGGCGUGGUCACAAAAGUUGUCUUUUUACGGACUCCCCCUGACGGUUUCUGAUACGCUGCAUCACGGAAUAGUUGCAGCUCACGACGACAAAUACCAAAAUUUCAAGCACACCCAUUGUUGCCU